CUUAGUAAGUGUGGUCUGAAUUUGUUAUGGUAAGAAAUAUAACCAUAAAUGACCUCGAAAUACCGUUGAAAAGCCAUUCAAAGAACAAAUUCAAGAUGGAAAAACACAGAGAAAUUCUCCAGCGGUUGUGUAGACUCUGCGGGGAGCGAUCCAUAUCAUCAGCCAACUCCAAGAAGGGAAAAGUUGCAAAGCUCUGCUCUAACUACAUCGAGAAAAUCGCUGACUCAUUCCAAGUCGACAUCUCCCAUGACGAUACAAACAUUCACCCCCCACAUAUGUGCCACACAUGUUAUACUCGCCUUUAUCUCCGUGGCAAGAAAACCGCCCCAACCUGGGGUUCCCAUACGAUAACAGGCGUCUGCCCUGUGUGCACUUAUUCAAUCCAACAUCUAAGCUCUGGUCGUAAAAAGAGAAAGAAACAUCCAGGGAUUGGUCGACCUAGGAUAACCCCUACAGAGUUCUUUAACAGUCUACCCCAGUCCCCAACAGUCUCAAGAGAGAAGAUGCUUAACUUCGAACCACUGUCCUAUACUUCCCCCAUACUAUGUAAAAUUUGCAACAGGUCGCUUAACAACGCAUUGGAAACAAGCUGCAUGCAUUUAUUCUGUUGUGAAUGCUUGACAGAGCGCUAUGAAACUUCUGGAGAGCGCAUUCUCCCAUGCCCAACAUGUCGAAAACCAGUAGACUUCAAACACGUAGUGACCCCCCGUCUGUAUUUUGCCUCGUUAUUUUUAAGUACAAUAAUGACAUGUAAGGCAUGCAAAGUGGGUGUCCCUUUGGGUGAUAUCUCUUCUCAUGGUUGUGAUCCAAAAGUCAGUAGUGGUCCUUCUGGUAAUCCCAACUUGAUGUUUUUCAUCGUCAAACCACCCGAGAAACAAGUUAGUGAAGUUGUGGAGAUGAUGCAUCGUCCAUUGACUGCACCUCUAACUCCCCAAAUGGAAGAACUUGGCUCACAUAUUCUCAAAUCCAAGCUGGCACAAUCUUCAGAUGGAUUUAGCACUCGGUACAAGACAGCUGGCUUGCCUCUGACAACAGUGUGCAUUCCUAGUCCACGAAAAAGCAGUGAGGUUGCCUCUAGUAAAACUCUGCGACGACGCUCUGAGAUUUUAAACAAGACACGCAAUCUUCUUUCCAUGGGUACUUCUAGGCGGCAGCACCUUGAUGAGCUGAAGUUAAGCAGUUUGAGAGAUGACCUUCAGGAGACGUUGAAGGAACUCAAGUUAGACUCUAUCAGGCUUCCUAGCAUGCAGCUUCUUGCAGCAAAGGCACGUUUUGGAAUCUCCUGGAAACGCAUCAGGGAAAUGAAACGAUGGCUGAAGAGUUACAACAUACUAACAGAAGGUGAGAAUGCAAUGCGUCAACAACAGAAAGACAUCGUUGCAAGUAACAUCAUUGCAGAGAACCUUCCGUUUUCAUUCCCAGAUGAAGUCAAUGGAGGAGUCACCAUCAAGCCCGCCGCUUGUGUAGGUGUGAAGUCACUCGUUGCUAAAGUCACCCAACAGUUUGAGGAAUACCAUAAGGCUGGACAGCUCACAUGGCACGAGGGCAACAUUCCAGCUGAUGAGGUCUGGAUUAAAAUAGGCGGUGACAAAGGAGGCGGAACCUUUAAACAGAUGUUCCAAAUUGCCAAUAUCGAUUGCCCCAACUGCCUUCGACAUACUGUUGUCGCUUGUGCGUUUGCAGCGGGGGAUAAGUACGACAAUCUCAAGACUGGUCUGUUACGCUUCCGUCAGCAAGUCGUUGAUCUGCAGUCCUGUACUUUGAAGAGUCAUAAAAUCAGACUCUUUAUGUUUGGAGAUUACGAGUAUCUCACCCGAGUGUAUGGACUAUCAGGUGCUUCAGGACGACACUGCUGUCUCUACUGUGAGGUCUCUAAAGAUGAUAUGAGCUUACCCCAGGAGGAAAGGCCAGCAACUAGGCAGAGAACUAUGGACACCCUGAACAACGACCUGGCCAGAUUUGUUGCUGAUGGCAGUAAACUCUCCCAUGCAAAACACUUCAACAAUGUGAUUAGUCCGCCAAUGUUCCGGCUUCCACUUACACAGGUCUGCCCACCCGGACUUCACAUUAGUCUGGGGUUAUAUCUCAAACAUUUCAACAGCUUCGAGAGGGCAUGUCAUGAUCUUGACAUGGAAGUGGCAGCUGUGUUAGCCGUGCAAAAAGAACAGCAAUCUGAGGCAGACAAUCCAGCUCUUGGCUCCACGUUCAAGAAUGUUGUCUCAGUAUUGAAGAAGGCUAGGCAGUUAGAGUUGCAGGCAGAGGGCUUAGAUGAGGAGAUCCAGAUCAAAGAAGAGGAACUCAUGGACAUCAUUAUGACAUCUGAGGAAGAGGAGGAAAGUGCCGAUAUUGGGAAUUACAUCGCUGGGACGACAUUAUUACGAGAGCAAAAAGAACGUCUGUUGGCAGAAGUGAAGGCCCUUCGUGAUAAAGCAGCCCUGAAACCGGGUCAAGGUCCUCUAGCUGGUUUACUCGACAUUGUACUCCAGGAGUUCCGGGUUCAGCGACAAGCUUUUGGUUUUGUUGGCAACCAUGUCCACAAAUGCUGCAAGGAAGAAAAUAUCAAGCGUCUGACUGAUGCGGUGGUCAGUAAAACUCAAGAACUUUGUCCUUCACUGGAGGGGGAAGCUAGAGAAAUCUCUACGAAGUAUUCCAAACUAUUCAACCUGUUUGGAACUUGUCAUAGGAAGUACAAUGUAGCAUUCGUCCUCAAUGACCAAGCCAUAGAUACAUUAAACCAAGACAUACGCAACUACCUGGCGUUUUUCCGUUCCUCUUUUCCAAGUGAGACCGUGACUCCGAAGAUGCAUCUCCUUGAGCAACAUGUCAUCCCGUGGUUGCGGCGGUGGCGCUUUGGUUUAGGUUUCCAUGGGGAGCACGGUGGGGAGUCUGUCCAUGCCCAUUUCAACACCCUCCGGCGUGAUGUCCGAGGAAUGAGCACAGAUGUGGACAUACUACGGUCUGUAAUGCAGACUCACUGGGUCGCUACAAGCCCUGCCUAUACUAUUUCUAGAUAAUUGUUUAAUAUCUGUUAAAACACAUCUCCGUCUUUUUAUGCUAAAUAUCUUGCUAACUUCAAUUUAUACAAUUUCACAGAUGAGGUUUAAAUAUUUCUAUUUGACAUGACAAUGACUACUUGACAUGUUUAAAACUCUUUGGGUCAUGUCAGUCCAAGCAUGCUUAUGUACUAAAUUAGUAGAGGGCAGUAUAUAAGAUGAGUGGGAUACUCCCAACGUCUCUUUUCUUUUAUAAGUCAAAUAAUUUAGAAGCUCCGUAUGUUUUGGUAAGCUUUUUUUUGCCUAGAAUGCUAAAAUAUUGGACUGGGUGCAGAAGUCCAGUGAAUAUUUUUAGCCCUUGGCUCUAUCUAAUCCACAAAGCAAUAGUGACUGGCACCUUAAACAAAGAUAUUGACUAAGGAGACUGGGGUAUAGGGUUAGAGCUCAGUUGGUACAUUAACCUGGACUCCAGGUUGCAGGUUCAAGUAUUGCUCUAGUAACUAGACUAAGACUACUGAUAUUGAUUGAUGUGUCACUGGAGUAAAUUAGAUUAUUGACAUCAAACUUGUGACUUAAACAGCAAACGAUACACAAACUUCUGAAGUGAAAAUACUUCUAUGAAGAUCUUUUGUAGCAGUGUGGAUUUGACCUUGAGAGUCGGGUAAUUCAAUAAGUUGCGAUUUGGUUAUGAGCGACAAAAUUUCAUCUUAGGAGUUCUGUAAAAUGAUUGUUUAUAAUAAUUUACAGAAAAUCUUGCUACGCAGAUACAGGUUACCAGCUGCCAUGCCACAGAGGUUGAAUUAUUGCAACUGGUGGCUACUGGCUAACUCAUUUUCUGCUUAGCAAAGAAAUUGGUUGAACUUAUGUGUAAAUUUGUUUUUGUUUUAAUUCAUGAUAAUUAACUAUUUUGAUUUUUAAAUACUGUACUGUUGACUUUGUGCACAAGAUCCAAAUUUGGCUACUGGUUGCAAUGUCACCAUUUUGUGGGUGUCAGUUAUCGCAUGAAAAAAGUGUUGAGACUCAGUAUAAAUGUAAAUGCUGUGUCUCCUAAAUUGAGCACUACACUCUCCAGGCAUUGACUCCCAAAAUGAUGCAACAAAAAUUAUUGUGAUGAUGAUGUCAUAUGAAUUGGCUCUAUAGAUGUUUUUUGAACCACCAACACUAAUAAUUUAUCUCAACAUAUUCAGUAUUACUUCUUCUUAUUAACAGUAUUUACCAGUAGUUGUGGGGGUUUCCUCUGCUCUGGAUGUAAUUCCUACAUUGUUUCUAAAGUAUUUGUUUACCUUUUUUAUGUAGUUUCUUUACUUAUGAGUUUGUUUACCUUUUUUAGUUCCUUUACUUAUCAUUCAUUAUUUGUAUUAGAAUCAAGUCCAUAUUUACUGUAUAAAUA
Molecule: messenger RNA, 4383 nt
Organism: Asterias rubens (European starfish)
Lineage: Eukaryota; Metazoa; Echinodermata; Asteroidea; Forcipulatida; Asteriidae
Exons: 8
Coding region: 27-3014 (995 amino acids)
Molecular function (GO): metal ion binding
Source: RefSeq, a predicted model, not a curated record